Molecule: messenger RNA, 921 nt
Organism: Helicoverpa zea (corn earworm)
Lineage: Eukaryota; Metazoa; Arthropoda; Insecta; Lepidoptera; Noctuidae
Exons: 2
Coding region: 1-921 (306 amino acids)
Molecular function (GO): catalytic activity
Source: RefSeq, a predicted model, not a curated record
AUGGCUGGGAAUCGACGACGUGUUCUUCAAGCGAACAUCAACCACUGCAAAGCAGCCCAGAGCCUGCUGGUUCAAACCUUUGCGGAGUGGUUGGUGGACGUGGCGGUUGUCGCCGAGCCGUACUCUGUCCCUGGCAGUUGGCUGGGAGACGACAAUGGCUCAGUUGCAUUGGUGGCGCGAUCUUCCACGGACUCACCCCCCCUCUCACUCUUAGAGAGGGGACCGGGAUACGUGGCUGCCGCGUGGGAUGACAUAGCCCUUAUAGGGGUGUAUUUCUCCCCAAACCGCCCUCUCACGGAAUUCGAGAACUUUCUCGAAGUCCUCGCCAGGGUGGCAAGCGGAGUGGUGCAGCACCGGGUAUUGGUCUUGGGCGACUUUAACGCCAAGUCGGUAAUAUGGGGUAACCCGACCACCAAUGCCCGAGGACGAGAGGUGGAAACCUGGUGCGUGUCAUCCGGUCUGUCCCUCCUGAAUAGGGGAACAGUUCACACCUGCGUGCGGCGGCAGGGGGGCUCCAUCGUGGACCUCGCCUUUGCAUCCCCUUCUUUGGCGGCCUGUGUACUGGACUGGCGGGUGGAGCUGGUGGAGACGCUGUCCGACCACCGAUACGUGCGGUUUGAUGUUUCCACCCCGGGCUCCCAAGGGACCCAGGAAGGUCGGUCGCACUUCCCACGGUGGGCGCUCUCCCGCCUAGACCGGGAGGCCGCCUCGGAGGCAGCUUUCGUCCAGGACUGGCUGUCGCCUCCUGUAGAAGUCCGGGAUGUGGACGCCACAGCGGCCCAGUUAAGGGUCUCCCUGACCGAGAGGAGUUGGGGGUUCUUCGGGCCGCCUGUGUGGCGGCCAGGCGGGCCUACGCAAGAAGCCGGCGGCGGCGCCUUCGCGACUUCGACAACGAGGACCGCCUCUAUGCAGCCUACAUAG